This is a messenger RNA of Oncorhynchus kisutch (coho salmon), 2441 nucleotides long. Its product is annotated as interleukin-22 receptor subunit alpha-2-like. Lineage: Eukaryota; Metazoa; Chordata; Actinopteri; Salmoniformes; Salmonidae. Gene Ontology annotation, biological process: cytokine-mediated signaling pathway. The record is from RefSeq and is a predicted model, not a curated record. The coding region runs from base 206 to 661 and encodes 151 amino acids. The transcript has 4 exons. Gene Ontology annotation, cellular component: plasma membrane. Gene Ontology annotation, molecular function: cytokine receptor activity; protein binding.
CUCUUUGUUAUUAGUGGAGAGAGAGAGAGGGGGGACAGUCAACACAGUAAUAGAGACUUUGUGGGAGGGAGUUUGAGCAUAGGGAGAGAAAAACAGGAACAAGGUUGAUAAGACGGUUCCAAAGUUCACCUGCAGCACACCUGGGGAUGGGUGCGCCUCUCCCUAAGCUGGUCAGAGAUGGUUCAGGUCGUGGAUAGGAUAUCCUAUGAAGCCCAGAGCCGCUAUGUGGCCUAGGAAGGUCAUAGUGCUACUCCUGUACUGCUAUGGUUGUUCCGCCAUUGGUGAAGGGAAGCCAUGCUUCAUCUCUAGGAAUUUCAACACUGUGCUCCACUGGAACAAGUUCGACAGCCCAGAUGAAGGGGUCCUUUACAGUGUCCAUUACAAAAGACACGGAGAGCCAUACAAGCCGAAGAUUGAGUGCCAGAACAUCACCACUCUUUCUUGUGACCUCACUGCAGAGACACCAUACAUCUAUCAAAAUUCCUACUAUGCUGAGGUUUUCGCCGACAGUCACUCACUAGGCCGUACAGCACUGUUUAAACCUCUGAGAGACAAAACUGACAACAAGCAACGUCCUACCUCCAAUGUGGCACCCUCCAGGAGCCAUCACCUACUCCAUUGCCAAGUUGUAUCAUUACCCUGUAGGGUUCUCCUACGGUGACUGGUAAACUCCAGAUGGGGCCAAAGUUCACCAGCAGCGGAUCUGGGUCCUAUUCCCCCCAGGACGAACCCUCCUCCAUUGUCCAGCCCAGGCACUGUGACACCUACAUGGGCCAGCAGGGUCCACCCCCAGGGCACUCCAACAACAGCACCCAGUCCUCCACCAACUAUUGCAUGGUCGUAGUGCAGGUGGCUAAUAAAGGUGUGGAGGAAGAAUGCCAUCGCCAUCCAAGACAACAUCAACUCUCCAUGGUCAUCUGAAUCCAGUGACCACAAACCCAGUUGGGUUCAAGGUGGCCCAGUUUUGUUUUCGCGUGGAGCACCACCUGAGCCGAACCGGUGUGUUGGAGACAGGAAAUCAACAGGGCACACCCUGGUACUGCCCACAUUGCGGCGUAUUGAUGGCCUACUGCAGUUGUCCACUUUGCUGCUCCAGCCAGAGACACAGAGUGACAUGGCCAGCAUGGCACUGCCUACCGACGCUGAGGGGAAGCCCCUUUUGUGGGACCUAGACAACACUGGGCAAGGGGCAUCACUAUUGUCUGAUCUGGUCACCACGGGGGAGACAGAGUGGUUGGACCCUGGUACAGGGAGAGAGGAGGAGAGAACAAUAUACACCCCAGUCUCUCCAAUGUGUUUCAAUAACUCCAAUGACUCACCAUCUCACUCCAUACCUCCCAUCAACCUUGCAGACUGCGAGACCUCAUCAAUGACAUUCUUGUCUGGUUACAAACAACACUGGGUACCCCUUGCCCCUCUAGGGCUAACAGCAGAGGAUAACUUUGGGAUUUCCUCAUAUGCUCCACAACAGGCUUGGAUUGAUCGGGAGGAAGAAGCGGAAGAAGGAGAGGAAGGAGGAGAUGAACGAAUCCGUGAAUUCUUUCUGGGAGGUUGGGUGGUACAAAUUCUUUAGUUCUCCUAAAAUAAUCUUAAGGGCCUCUGUGCCUGUUCGCUCUGUUCGGGUCCCCAAUGUACGUCAGAGACAAGUUCCGUCUCACCGAGUCUUCACAAAGUGCAGGGAGAAGUUGGAAGGAGCAGAGAGAGGGUUUUGGCGGCGGUGCAGUGGGGCUUUCACGGUCCCUCUCCUGCCUGCUAUGGAGCUUGUGAUUCAGAAACAAGAACAGGAUUCUACUCCAGUAUCCAGCACACAUGGCCCCCUCAAUGGGGUCCUACUGAAUCAAAGCUAUAAUUUUGGCCCUUUUUUAAACAUUAUGACUAAUGUAGGACGUAGGAUCAAGUGUUGUAAAAACUUUAGGAUCAAGGAUAUAAGAUCAAAUGCCGUAAAAUAGAUUUGUGUACAUUAUAUUGUGACGCUCUAUAUCAUUUGCAUACUGUGCAACAGUUCCAGCAAUAGGCUAGUUCUACCAAUAUAUGUGUGCAGACAUCUACACACAUCUUAAUGUACACGCACAUGUUCAUUUAAAUCAUGACCGUGAAGUUUCUGUUUCAUUUGAAGAAAUGAAAUGGACAUCCGUGAUUCAAGCUCGGUGGCAUAGGGUAGUAAACAGCCAGUCCUCUUGUGUCAUAAUGUCAUCGGCACAAAGCUUUUCAUUUCAUCAUACUUUGUCUCUUUAUUUAUUGUUUCUUGUUCUUCAUAUUAUCUGUGUUAAUAUUCCACGUUAUAUGCACCACAAUGCUGAAGAAAAUAUGACUGACAUUUUCACGAGUUUUAUAGCAACAAUUGAAAUUCAUAUUAGCAUUGAAGGUGAUGCACUGUAUACAUGCACUGUAUACAUUUCUAAAAAUAUUAUUGUCAGAAAUAAAAAAAGGGGGCAGCGUGA